UCAUCCUGUUCACGUGAAGAUGAUUGAUUCUAGACGGCUAGGGUUGCCCUUGCUCCUCCCAGCCUUCCCUCUUCACCUAUUUCUAUGUACAUGAGCCGACGAGUUCCUGGUGAGAUACAUCGUCAAGGAAACGAAGCGCUCGGCGACCUACUCGAAGGCAAGGAUGCGGUGGAGGCCUGGGGAGCGCUCCUCGGUCGACGGGUACCUGCAGGAACAGGAGGUCGAGGAGUGCCUGCAGUGGCGGCACGACAAGGAGGCGCCUUCGUCCUGUACGUAAACUUCGGAAGAAUCGUAGUCAUACUCAGCGAACCGGUCGUACAGUUUCCUCUCCUCGGUGCAUGGAUUCAUCUCACGUCUCCAAGCAUGAUGUACACAACUCCAUGUAGCAUAUAUGUGUCAUGGUGCACAAAAAGUUGUUACUUGCACAAUUGCAUUACUUCAUGGCCAAGGAUGAAUAUAGAGCAUGAUGAAGAGUAGAGCAAUUUCUCUGACUGGAACUGGUCUAUAUUAAAUGGGUGUCUAUGACUACCAGCAACAUGGACGAAGCAAGAAUUUUUUUCAUGGCUCACUUCUAUGCUAGAUUUCUCAGUUCCAUUGGGGUCAGCCACUAUGUCAGCUCCGCCGUUGCUGUAUUCAAAACUUUAAUUUUAAUUUGUAUGCUAGAUUUCUAAUUUUUAUGUGAACCAUGCCUGCUACUAGUCCGUGUUUCCGAUUGUCUCCUUAAUUUCUAUCAUCCACGUUGACCAUAUAUGUGGGAUGGCACACACAAAGUUUUUACUUGCACAGGUGUGUUUCGUUAUGGCCAAGGAUGAAUAUAGAACAUGGCGAGGAUCGAUGCAUGAUGAGGUAUGUUUUUGUAUUUAAUGUAGUAGGGAAAUUAUUAUUCUGUGUUUUAGUAAGUUUGCUUUUUUCACUUUUCUAGAGGAAGAAUAGCACAAUUUCUCUAAUUGGAAUUUGUCUAUAUUAAAUUGGUGCCUAUGACUAUGUGUAGUUAUACAAGACCAACAUGGAUGAAGCUCUAAUUAUUUUUAUGGCUCGGCUCUAUGCUAGAGAUUUCUAACUUACAUUGGGGUCGGCUGAUCCCAAUGCCACUAUGUCAGCUUUGCCAUCCCUAACUCAAACUUUUAAUUUUAACUGGGCUGCUGCAAAAUUCUUGAUGGAAAUGAUCAAGCCCUCAAAGGUUAUCCCCUGUAACAAAGCAACCAAGAUAAAUUUAUACGAAAGGAAAAAUAGAGCACUCAUCAGGGCACAUUUCUUUAAUAACAAUGCAACAUUGACGUGUAGUCUGUAACUAAACUUGGAAGUAAUUUUUUCACAUAGUACUAUCGUCACUGUUGUACAACAUCUGCACUAUCUACGAUUGAGAUUUCAAUUUUGCACAUAUCUGUAUUUUUUCAAGUAAAAUAAAUAAUGUUACCUGUGGUUCUUUGCUAUGAUGUUCAACCAAAGGCUUUCUUGAA
This is a messenger RNA of Triticum aestivum (bread wheat), 1460 nucleotides long. RefSeq lists its product as uncharacterized. Bases 85 to 477 code for a protein of 130 amino acids. The transcript is spliced from 4 exons. Lineage: Eukaryota; Viridiplantae; Streptophyta; Magnoliopsida; Poales; Poaceae. The record is from RefSeq and is a predicted model, not a curated record.